GCGUCGUGCAUGGACCGUCAUACCAGUCGUCUACAUUGACCUUUUCUGUCCUUCAACACGGGGGAAUUGAGCGAAGAAAUUUUUCGGUGAAUGCGCUACGCUACACAGGAACGAAAUCUCUUUGAGUUUUUUUCUGCUUCUUUCUUCGUCAGUUAAUUCACGACUCCGUAUCGGACGAAACGGCAAAAAGUCAUCAUUGCAGCAAGAGCACCCAUCCUCGCACAAAACAAAUAAAUAAAUAGCAAAAGCAAUCACAUUUAAUGAUUUUUUUUCCUUUUCUAACAUCAACACACUUUUCACUUGCAUGUGCAAAAAAUAACAACGACUCGAAAAGUGAAGCAAAAAAAUUUUCCUGACAUAAAAAAAGUUUAUCAAACGCAAAAAAAAAGUGAAUUAAAAUAAAAAAGAAAAAAAUAAUAAUAAAAGUGUUGUGCAAUCCAGUUAAUUUUAGAAAUACCAAAAGAGAAAAAAAAUUGAAUGUGUGAAAAUUGCAGCCAAAGUCAUUUAUAUAACACAUCCAGUAGCCUCAUAAAAUCAACAAAAAAAAAUCCCACUGAAAAAAAUAAAUAAAAUAAAAAAAUAAGCAAUCAUCAAUAUUUUUUUUCGAGAAUUUUUUGUUUCGAGAACAAACAAACAAAAAAUUUUAAACGAGAAAAGCGAAAAUAUAAAAUAGAAUCAAAACGACUGCUUUUAUUUUUGGAUUACUUGACGUAAUAAAACGAUAAUGUGGUUGUCGUCCAUCAACAACAUCCAUAUUCCGUUUCACAAGUAGUCAAUACAAAAAAAACAGUUGUUCAACGACCAUCAUCUAUAUUUUAAGUUUUUUUUCUGUUUCGCGUUGAAAAGUAGCGCAAAAAUUUCGUUCUUGUAACGGCACAGUUUCCAUGAAUGGUCCUGGUGACAUCCCAGAUCCAACAGAGCGAAAUCCUUGUGGAAUAACGUCCUUUAUUCCAUUAGGCAUGUCUUGUCGCGGGAGAGCGGAAGCCUUUGCCCGCAGUUUGCAAUCGAGAUUACGUACGUUAGGAACACAGGAGGAUAAUGAUGCUUUGCAGCAAGAUGGCGCCGAACAAUCAGAAAAUACGUGGUUAACGCCGCAAGAGACGCCCAUCCAGAGUCUCCAGCCGUUGCGAAAUAACGAAGCGGCGGAUGCAUUUUUCGACUUUGACCUUGAACCCGAGAGUCCCGGCAGUCCCAUUGACGAGUGCGAGUACACGAGACUGAUAGAAAGUGCAACUCACACGCCGCACGAGCCAAAUACGGCGCAACACAGCAGCAAUAGUAGCAGCGAAAACCCCGAAAAUGCGGCAGAAGGUGAAAAAUUGCCCGAUUUGACGGAGGAACGUGCUCACGGAACGGAAUCAGGGUAUGUAUGCGCUUCACCGUGCUCUUCAACGCAUGGCAGUAGUAAUGAUGGCAGUCAAUUCAGCAGUCACAACAGCUCGGAAAUCCAAUAUUACGAUCCGGCGGAAAGUUCAGCGGAUUCCACGAGUGCCACAUUCUACGAUUGCAUCGAAAGUCGCAAAGGAGACAAAUUUCCGUCGCAAUCUAUGCCGCAUAACACGUCUUUGGAGUCCCCCAUAUCGCCUGCGAAGGAAAAUUCUUUGCCAAACGGACAUGUUCAUGCAAUUUUGCUCGAUAGUGACAGUUGUUCGGAAAGUUUGCCGCCGUCGCAAAGCACAACAGACUCGAAUCACACGUACACGGCGCUAAGUUCGACUUCUGCCUCCAACAGUACCCUCCAGGACGAAAAUGUACCCGAACUACAGACUGAAGACAAAGUUGCCGAACAAACGGAUGUCAACGAUAACACGCUGGAGUCCAAAAAUGACGUUGAUGUUGUCGACAAAGGCAUUGCUGUGGUCGUUGAACAAGCGUCGCCCAUCCAAACGGAAGCCGAAGACGAGGAAAAGCCCAAAAAAGAUGCCAAUCGUCUCGCCUCGAUCACCGAAACUGACGAAGAAGAAGAUUUCGUCGACGACAAACCGCAAAGACUUCGUCGUUGCUCCUCGCUGAAAACCGGAAAAACGCCUCCCGGCACUCCAGGUCGCAAAAAGGGCGUUCGUUUCGCCGACGUGCUCGGACUCGAUCUCGCCGACGUCAAAACGUUCCUCGACCACGAAGUGCCAAAGAUACCAAAGUCUGCCUACGAGGAUCUCGAGGUGCGCGAACACCAAAUUGUCCCGGAAAUUCCGCAAUUUAUGCGUCCCGUCGACAAAAUUCUCGUGCCGUUGUUUCAGCAGCCUGGCGGACUUCCCUGCUUCCUUGAUAAAGUCCGCGAAAAACAAGUUUCUCUCGAAAAUUGCGCCGUCACGGAUCCCGUGAGUCUCACGAUUUGCGGCAUGGUGCGCGUGCGCAAUCUCGACUUUCACAAAUCCGUCUACAUUCGGUACACGCUCGACAACUGGAAGAGUUUCAGCGACAUCCAAGCGAAUUACGUGAAUAACUCGUGCGACGGCUUCAGCGAUAAAUUCUCCUUUACGCUUUUCGGCAAUUCGCUGCAAAUUGGGCAGCGGAUCGAGAUUGCGGUGCGAUUUCAUUGCAAGGGGCAGCAAUUUUGGGAUAAUAAUUACGACUCGAAUUACUGUUUCCAGUGUUUGCCCGUGAAUCAACAGCCCAAACCGCAAGUUGUUAGGCCACCGUUGCACGCGAAUGAAUGUUCAGGAGCGUUCUACUAAAAAAAAAUAAUUUAUUAAAAAAUAUUUAAAAAUCCUUUUUUUAACAAUAAAUUUUCUAGUCAUUAUAUUUUCUUUGAGUUUUCUUCAAAUUUUCAUUUUCUGUAAUAAAUAUUAAAAAAAAUUAAAUAUCUCGAAACAAAAUAUCGAAAAAAAAAAAUCUAAUCUAAAAAAAAGUUUAAAUGUUGAUAGAUUUAGAAAAAAAAAAUAAAGAAAUAUGAAGCAAAUCAAACAAAAUAUACCUCAAAAAUGGACAAUGAAUUGAAUUAGUGUUAAAAAUGAUGACAAACUAGAAAAGUACUGAACGCUUUAACGACUGAUUAAGGGAAAAAAUAUAAAAGAAAAUUUCUGCACACAGUCACAAAAUAUUUUUCUAAAAAAAA
This is a messenger RNA of Culicoides brevitarsis, 3055 nucleotides long. RefSeq names its product glycogen-binding subunit 76A (gene Gbs-76A). NCBI's taxonomy places the organism in Eukaryota, Metazoa, Arthropoda, Insecta, Diptera, Ceratopogonidae. Gene Ontology annotation, molecular function: protein phosphatase 1 binding; glycogen binding. Gene Ontology annotation, cellular component: protein phosphatase type 1 complex. The transcript has 4 exons. Gene Ontology annotation, biological process: regulation of glycogen biosynthetic process. The record is from RefSeq and is a predicted model, not a curated record. The coding region runs from base 885 to 2675 and encodes 596 amino acids.